This is a messenger RNA of Pyricularia pennisetigena, 2064 nucleotides long. RefSeq lists its product as uncharacterized. The record is from RefSeq and is a predicted model, not a curated record. Gene Ontology annotation, molecular function: nucleic acid binding; zinc ion binding. The coding region runs from base 1 to 2064 and encodes 687 amino acids. The transcript has a single exon. NCBI's taxonomy places the organism in Eukaryota, Fungi, Ascomycota, Sordariomycetes, Magnaporthales, Pyriculariaceae.
AUGCCCACAAGCAUGCAGCCGGAGUCUCCAGUUCAGGACCAGGUACAACCUGAGGUUGCUCCUGCAUCGACUGGACAGAAGCGCUCCCUUGAUGAGGCUUCUGAAGAUGAACCUGCGCUGGAUCAACAAAAUGCACCUACAUCUUCAGGUCACGCAUCGCCAGCUCCAAAGAAAAUAAGGCUGAGCGAACCAGGAAUUGGUCAGUCCGACGAUCAGAAGGAGGCUGCCAUACCUGCAUCGCCCGGCUCACCUGACCCUGAGCCAACCGAAACAUCCAACAUGGACACCGGUGGUGAUGGUGAUGACGAUGGCGAGGACGCGGAUUCGGAUGAUGACGAUGACGAUGAAGCGGCCAAGGUUGAAGAUUCUGCGCAAGGUGACGGUGGAGCAGUGACCGCUGCAGGCCCCCGCGAUUGGAACAGCGCCUCUCACAAAGUUGUUAGGACAUCUUUUGGGGCCGCUUUGCCAGCUCUCAAAACACGCGCUGUCUUGAACCGUAUAACCGCGAGCUCAGCGGAUAGAAAGAGCCCAAAGGACAUCCAAACUAAGACCAAUGUCGAUGCUGAUACUACAAAUGACAAGGCUGGCGUCGAGUCUGCCGUUAGCAGUGGUGAUGCCGUGGCCGCCGGCAAGUCCAGGUCGAGGUCCAAGUCCAAGUCCAGAUCCAGGUCUGGGAGUGAGGCGCCGGACCGAUCCACAAUGCGUCGCAAAAGCAUUGAUUGGAAGCUGCCGGAGCUCCAGCUGGAGGUUCAAGGCGGCCGAAAGAAGCAGUUCCUUGCCUGGUGCCAGGAGUUCUGCUCGGCUAAUGAACCCAACGCGGCAAAGGCGGAUGCCAGACUCUUGCGUCGCGGUUACCUGAUCCGCCUGGAGGCCACUUCCAUACCGGAGCAGGUUCGUAAGGAAAGCAAGAAGGCUGCUAGGAAUACAGAGUCUUCACAGAUGGACAAGAUCAUCUCGGGCUUUGUUGGUAAUGCCGAGGAAUCCUGCGAGCUUUCCGAGGGAGAGAUUAUGUCCGAAUCGGAACCAGCCGAGAGGUCAGAGAACAAACCGUCCAAUACCCUACACAAGGAGUUGGAACAACUACUACCGGUGUCUGGUGGGAGCGGCAAAGUACAACUAUCUCGAGAGGAAGAGCUGGAGCAGCUUCGCCUCUACUUCCCCCGUGCGUCCAAGACGGAUUUCUGCGUCAUCUGCGCCAAAAACGGCCACCGCGCAAACGACUGCCCGCCACCCACAUGCAGACACUGCCAGGACCAAGGCCACACCUCAGCCCAGUGCCCGACGAGGGUGCGGUGUACCAAGUGCCAACGCCUAGGCCACAUAAAAAAAUCCUGUCCCGAGAAGCUAGCCUCGGCCGCCGGCGAGGCAGAGCUCGAGUGUGCCGUCUGCUGCGCCACCGACCACCUCGAGGACGAUUGCGAGUCCCUGUGGUGCACCUACUACCCGGACCCUGAAAACAUCGUCAAGGUUCAGUCCAUACCGGCCUUUUGUUACUCGUGCGGCGCAGAUAACCACUUUGGCGGCGACUGCGGCCUCUACAACAUUUCGACCCACUCCAAGGACGACACCUGGACCGUUGCGAACCGGGACCGAUACGUCGACCCAGACACGGACGUCCUGCCCGUGUCCUGGGUGCCCCCGCCGCCUCCCGACCCCGAGAGGCCCGACUUCGGCGGCAGGAGCAUCGUGCCGCAGAGGAACCACAUCUACUUUGAGAGCGACGACGAGGAGGAGGGCGAGUUCAUCCAGCCACCCGUCCGGAGCCGCCCACCGCCGCCCGGCCGCCAGCAGAUCAGGAUCAACGGCCAGGCCGGUGCGUCAGCUGCCAACGGGACCAGCAGCAGCCGACAUCGUGAGUCGAGGAACCAGAGGAUGAACGAUGGUGGCAGCGGCGGGGGAGGACGAAGCGGUCGCAAUCCGCCCCUGCCCCCUGGCCCGCCACCGUCGUCUCUGCCAGCCAGGCCGCCCGGAGGGGCGUCGGGCGGAAGUGAUUCCCGGGGCGGCGCAGGGGGCGGACGGAGGGGCAGGGGAGGGUUCAGCAGAGUGAGGGGUGGCCAUAGAUAG